Pyrus x bretschneideri (Chinese white pear) is the source of this 1908-nucleotide messenger RNA. RefSeq names its product ACT domain-containing protein ACR10. The coding region runs from base 216 to 1454 and encodes 412 amino acids. The record is from RefSeq and is a predicted model, not a curated record. The transcript is spliced from 6 exons. NCBI's taxonomy places the organism in Eukaryota, Viridiplantae, Streptophyta, Magnoliopsida, Rosales, Rosaceae.
AAGAUUAAGAUACAGUGACAAGAAAGCUACGACAACAAGAAGAACAAGUGAAGCAGAAGGUGUGAAGUAAGAGGAAGGAGAAGGAAACCCCACCACCCAACUCUCUCUCUCUGUUCAUCUUCCUCAGAAGCAAAGAACAUCACUCCAAAAGCCGAACAGCUGUUUUUCUUAUUCAAACUUUAAAAUCCAAGAACUGAAAGGAGGAAGAAGAAGAGAUGGGGAUUCUGCACGAUGAUGUGGUGAUCAUCAAGCAGGCGGAGAAAGAAGGGGACCCAAGUGUAAUUACAAUCAAUUGUCCGGACAAGACUGGCUUGGGUUGUGACUUGUGUCGCAUCAUUCUCUUCUUUGGUCUUAGCAUUGUCCGGGGAGAUGUAUCGACGGAUGGGAAAUGGUGCUUCUUAGUGUUUUGGGUGAUUGGGAGUCCAGAGACAAGGUGGGGUUUGUUGAAGAAGAGGCUAGUGGGGACCUGCCCUUCUUGUUCUUCGGCUUCUGGGAUUUCGUUCUACCGCUCCGAAUUGCAGCCCCCAAAGCCUCCUGAUGUGUUCCUUCUCAAGUUCUGUUGCUACAAUCGACGAGGACUUUUGCAUGAUGUGACGGGUGUCCUCUGUGAACUUGAGCUGACGAUAAAGAAAGUUAAGGUAUCCACAACUCCAGAUGAGAAAGUGAUGGACCUGUUUUUCGUCACAGACACCAGGGAACUUAUGCAUACAAAUAAGAGAAAGGAGGAGGUAUAUGACUACUUAAAAGAAGUCACGGGGGACGCCAUGAUAAGUUGUGGAAUUGAAAUGGUUGGCCCUGAGAUUACUGCAUGUUCGCAGGCGUCUUCAUUUCUUCCAACUGCAAUUACAGAAGACAUGUUUGAUUUGGAAAUGCCCAAAGAACUCCGAAGUGGAUCACUCACUUCCAAAAGUGUUUCUGUGACUAUGGACAACACGCUCAGUCCUGGUCACACGCUGGUCCAAAUCAGUUGCAUAGACCACAAAGGUCUUCUUUAUGAUAUAAUGAGAACGCUAAAGGAUUACAAUAUUCAGAUCUCUUAUGGGCGCUUCUCUAUACAACAAAAAAGGCACUGUGAGAUUGACUUGUUCGUCAUGCAAGCUGAUGGAAAGAAGAUAGUUGACCCCAGCAAGCAGACUGCAUUGACAUCCCGUUUGCAGCUGGAACUGAUUCGUCCUCUCAGAGUAGCUAUUGUUAACCGCGGUCCGGACACAGAGCUCCUUGUUGCAAACCCUGUGGAACUAUCUGGCAAGGGCCGGCCUCUUGUUUUUUAUGAUAUCACCCUUGCUUUCAAGAUGCUGGACGUUGGUGUCUUUUCGGCUAAGAUUGGACGGCAUCUGAUUGCAGAUAGGGAAUGGGAAGUUUAUAGAGUCUUAAUUGACGAAGGAGUUGGCUUGUCAGUUCCAAGGAGCACGAUUGAGGAACAAGUUUGGAAGAUGCUGAUGGGUUGGGAUUGAUAACAAAUGCGAAUGCUAUAUUUCUUGGAUGCUUGUGCGUUUCUGCACAGCACUAUUCGCCUGGUCGCCACAUCCCUAAAUACGAUAGAUGGGAUAUAUGCAGUUAAAAGCCCAAGCGGGUUGCAUAUCGUAUAUUACGGCUUCUGCGUACAAACUCUGUACAGUAAGAACUCGAAGAAAUGAGUAGUCAGAACUCGGAAGACGGAGGGGAGAGUAGAGCUCUCGUCAUGGCACCUGCAUAUUGUUGUAAAAAGGUAGAUAACAGAUAGGGUGCCAUCUCUUUCAUGUUGUAUUAUAGUUGAAGAAGUAAGGUUCUCGUGAUGGAUGGAUGUGGUUUGGUCAGUUGGAUCAACACUUCCAGGCAGCCUAUCUUUUUAUGUUUUUUGUAUGUACCUCUGUAGGCUCGAGUUUACUUAUAAUUAGAAAUUAAAGAAUAACUAUUUGCCAUUGCCAA